CACAGCAGUGUUGAUUGUCCUCUUGCCAGUGUCUGAACGCAGGGAUGGCUCCAAGAAUGGAUGAUGUCGUGCAUCUGUGCUGUGAAAUAUCAGCUCAAGAUCAGAUCAAGGUCGCGGUGAAAAACUCCACCAAAGGAGGCCUGGUGGCAGGAGGACUAGCCGUGCUAGGCGGGCUGCUCGGUGGACCUCUGGGGAUUGCUGUUGGUGGAGCAGUAGGUGGUCUGUUGGGCUUCUGGAUGACCAGCGGUCAGUUCAGGCCUCUGCCUCAGAUCCUGAAGGAGUUGCCCCCUACCGAGCGAAAGAAGCUCUAUAAUGACAUUGUGGCCGUCUUAGGCAACCUAGACUGGACGGACGCGGCCCAGCUCGUAUCCCUCGUGAUGGGCAACACCACUCUCCAUCAGCAGGUCACUACUGCGUUGCUGAACUACAUCAAAAAGGAACUCAGAGCAGAGGUGUGUUAUAAAGACUGAGUUAGGGUUACACGUGGACUUUUCAGGGUGGUCAGGCCAGCCAAACACAGCCAGAGUCCUUUAGAACAUAUUUGUUUACCUUAUUGGAAAAACUGUCAAUAAUGGAUGUUAAACUUUCUGUUUGACUGUGCCAAAUUGAGCAACACACCUUUACUAUCUUCUGAGUGUUUAUCUUAAAAAUCAGUGUAUAGUCGAAUCAAUAAAACCUAACACAAAUCAUUGCACAGUAACCAUAGAAACCUCACUCAGUACUGAACUCAAAUAAUGUUUUGUACAACAGACUGACAUCAACAUCAACUUUCCUCUGCUUUCAUAAACUGUGUAAAAUAUCCUGCUUGGAGAGUCAAUUUCUCUGGAUUGGAAUAAAAUCUCUUUAUCCAUCCUCUCUCAGGGUGUUUUUAAUAUACCUCUGCUUAUGAAUUACAAAUAAAACAAACGUUUGAAGCUA
Molecule: messenger RNA, 918 nt
Organism: Micropterus dolomieu (smallmouth bass)
Lineage: Eukaryota; Metazoa; Chordata; Actinopteri; Centrarchiformes; Centrarchidae
Product: protein C19orf12 homolog
Exons: 2
Coding region: 45-470 (141 amino acids)
Source: RefSeq, a predicted model, not a curated record